GUGGAAAUGUUGGAGAAUACUUCACAGUAAAUGUCACUUCAGGAAAACUCCUGGUCACUCGUAGUUUGGACAGAGAAGACAUCAGCAGUUUCACUCUUGUAAUUGAAUGCCGUGACCUAGGCAGUCCCUCAAGAAGCUCCACUGCACAGAUCUAUAUAACAGUCUUGGAUGAAAAUGACCACAACCCGUUGUUUGCAAAGACCCAGUAUCAAAUUUCUGUGAGAGAAGACCUAGAGGAAGGCUCAGCCAUCCUGGACCUCUCUGCUUCUGAUGAAGAUGAUGGCCUGAAUGGCAAAGUUACAUACUCCCUCAUCGAUGACACCUUUGGAGCGUUUGCGAUCGACAGUGAUACUGGGUCUCUAGUUACUACGAAGGCAUUGGACCGGGAGACCAAAUCCCAGUACACAUUUAGGGUUGUGGCAAGUGACUGUAGCACACAUUUGCCAAGAAGCACCACUGUCAGUGUUGUGGUGCACGUUGAUGAUGUCAAUGACAAUGAUCCCAUUUUUUUGCAGAAUCCUGUCAGGUCCUUUGUGCCUGCUGAAACCCCUGUGAAUGAGACAGUAGCCACUGUGAGAGCAGAAGACAUGGAUCUGGGGUCAAACGGAGCUGUUGUUUUUAGUUUGAUGAUAGCAGAAACAGUAUUUCAGAUUGAUGUGAAGACCGGUGACAUCAUUCUUCAGGAGCCCUUGGCUUCCAAGGGCUUCAGUACCCAGCUGGUAGUAAUGGCUUCAGAUCAAGGUAUCUCACCUCGAACAGCCACAGCUAUGGUCAUUAUCUUUACGGAAGAACAAGAGGAGGAGAUUUCAUUCAGCCAUAGCCUGUAUGAAGCAAGCAUGCCUGAGAACAGUGCAGCAGGUACAUCACUUCUAACCGUAGAAGCUUAUGAACGCAAAUUUACAGGAGAAAACAUAAAAUACAGCAUCUUCAGUGACAAAGAAAGAGUAUUUUCCGUACACCCCAUUACAGGUGCAAUCACAGUAAAAGAGCCAAAGUUUCUUGAUUAUGAAGUUAAGAAUAAAAUACAUCUUUCAGUUUUGGCUGAAAAUAGCUUAAACUCAGCACUUUGUGGAGUGACAGUUUUGAUACAAGAUGUGAAUGACAAUGUUCCUAAAUUUGAGCAAAGCUAUUACAGAGCAUCAGUAUGGGAAGGCCAAAGUCCUAAAACAGACAUCAUACAGAUAUUUGCAACUGAUCUUGACAGUGGGCUGAAUGGAGAAACUGAAUACUCAAUUUUAUCUGGUAAUGAAAAUGCAGCAUUUCUAAUUGAUUCAGCACAAGGGAUUUUAGCGACUAAUACAGUCCUAGAUCAUGAAAACACUUCAUCUUACAGGUUGGUUGUACAAGCUGCUGAUAAAGGAAACCCCAGGCUUUCUGCUACAAGUGUUGUGCAGAUACAAGUGUUGGAUGUUAAUGACAAUGCUCCAGUUGUCCAACCACUAAGUGAAGUGGCGGUCCCAGAAGAUGCCCUACCUGGUUUUAUAGUGACUCGGGUGUCAGCAAAUGAUGUGGACUCGUGGCCAGCACUUCAGUUUGGUUUUAUUUAUGAUAGUAGUCCUGGAAUGAAGUUUGCCAUGGAUCAACACACUGGUGUAGUCACUGUGGUGGAACCAUUGGAUUUUGAAGAAACUGCUAUGUAUAAGCUGAGAAUUAUAGUUUCAGACUCUGUACAUCAAACAGAAGCAGAACUUACCAUCCUUGUUUUGGACAUCAACGAUAACCCACCAGUGUUCACUCAGGAUUCAUAUCAGGUGAGCUUGCCAGAGCUCAUUUCUAUGGAUGCCACUGUUCUGACAGUCUCUGCUGUGGAUAGGGAUUCGGAGCAAAACGGAAUGAUUUCCUACAAAAUCCUCUCUUCCUCUGAGGGAUUUUCCAUUGAUCACAAGAAUGGUUCAGUGUUUGCUACAGGACCAGUGACACAACUGGAAAAGAUUUCCACUAUUCAGCUCCUGAUAGAAGCCACAGAUGGUGGCAGUCCAGCCCUGAGUGCAGUUACCUCCGUAGAGGUGCACGUAGAAGAUGUAAAUACCCAUGCCCCUCAGUUCACAAGGGUUCUGUACAAUCUCAGUGUGAGGGAGGAUGUCUCAGUUGGAGAAAGCAUCCUCCUGUUUUCAGUCAUUGACUAUGAUUGGACACAUGAAAACACGUAUGUUGAAUACUUUGUUAUUGAUGGCAAUGACAAGAAUUUAUUCACUGUGGAAACAAGAGUCAUGGAGUCAGAAACAUCCUACAGACUUGUUGGCAGUCUUGUUUUGAUCAAUGCUCUUGACAGGGAAAUGGCUUCUUCUCACCGUUUGGUCCUCCUUGUUUCUGAUCAUGGAAUACCCUCGUUGAAUUCAACUGCUACUGUGCUAAUAACUGUGCUGGAUGUCAAUGAUAAUCCACCAGUAUUUAGCAGCCCAGAGUACCAUGUUCAUGUCAAAGAAAGCAUCUCUGUAGGUAGUCACAUCACUGAAGUCUCAGCAAAUGACUGCGAUGCAGGCACUAAUGCAGAGGUCACUUAUGCUAUCAUUUCUGGAAAUGGCAGGGGACAUUUUCGCUUAGAUGGGAAAACAGGAUCAGUGGAUUUGAUGAAAACGCUGGAUUAUGAGGAUACCAUGAAAUUCACUCUGAUCAUACAAGCCACAGAUGGAGGAGCUGAUGUAAAAAAUGUGGCUUUUUCUGUUGUCCUUAUUAGUGUCCUGGAUGACAAUGAUUAUGCCCCGCUGUUUUUGUUUCCCAGCUUGAGCUGCAUUGUCAGUGAAAAUCUGCCUACCUUUUCUUUUGUGUGCUCUGUUAAUGCACUGGAUUUUGAUAAAGGCUCCUAUGGACACCUUACCUACUCCAUCCAGUCUUCGUGUUUGGCUCAUCGUGAAGCUCCUAGAGACCAUGACAUGUUCUUCAUUGAUCCUUUGACAGGAGAUAUUCAUACAAAGCAAAUGUUUGACUAUGAAAGUAAGAAUAGGUACUGUCUCAUAAUCCAAGCAAAAGACAAAGGUGACUCACUGGCUACUGUUACAGUUCAGGUAGAUAUUGAGGGGAGAGAUGAAUUUGACCCAGUGUUUACACAAGAUCAAUAUUUCUUUAAUCUCCCUGAGAAGAAUGAAGCAGGCCAGUUGCUUGGCAGGGUGACAGCAUCAGACAGUGAUGGUGGACUGGAUGGGGUUGUUACUUACUCUCUACUAAAAACUUCUCCAUUCUUUUCAGUGAAUCAAACCAGUGGUAAUAUUUAUUUGUCUCAGACAGUUCACAGAAAGAAAAAUAGCAGUAAAAGGAGUGAUGACACCCUGGAAUUGUUGGUAAGAGCUCAUAGCCCCAAAACUGAGUCCAGGUUCACAGUAUGCUCUGUUUUGGUAAAUGUUUCCAGUUCUCCUCAGAGUUACCCCAUAGUGUCAGCAUACAGCCUAACUAUUAGCAUUUCAGCCUUCUUGACAGUGUUGCUACUGCUUGCUGUCAGUCUCACUGCACUUACCAUGAGAUGUAAGCGGAAAGAUCUGAUGAACUCCUGUGUGAAAAAAGAAGGAUCAUCCUCCUCAGCUACUAAUGUGAAUUUAGGCAGCAAAGAUAAGGCCUGCCAGAAAAUCCAUAGUACUGAGAGCAGUAUGCUUCCCAUGGGUGCUAUAGCAGAAUGGCUGAGCCUAGCAGGAAUUGAAGAGGGGAAGGAUGAUGGUGUCCCCUGCAGGCAUUCAGAGUCCAGUGGCCAUUGUUCUGCUGAAGGAGAAACGGCAGAGGAUGAGGAAAUCAAACGGAUCAAUGAGCAUCCAUGCAGAAAGAGUGACGGCUCAGCACUGAGUGAGCACAGCUCACGGGUACCAGAUUCGGGGAUCCCGAGAGAGUCUGAUCAGCUCUCCUGUCAAUCUGGAGAAACAGAUGUUGUGGCUACCACACAAACCAUGGAGAGCAUGCAGGCCAUUAAAAGAGAAGGCAGAGAAAAAGCCUGUGACAUAGCCUACGCACAUAAAAUGUCAUCUUCAACAUGUCAGAAAAUUGGAAUAAAAGAGAAAGACAUAAUGACAGACCUCAAGAGAGAGUAUAUCUUGAUGUCAGAUAGGCAGGACUCUGGGUAUGAUUCCCUUGCAACACUUGGCACCCGUGAUGAGGAUCCUGGAGGUGGUUAUGACUGGGAUUAUGUGCUCAGCUGGGAACCCAGAUUUCAACAUCUUGCCUCAGUGUUUAAUGAUAUUGCAAAACUGAAAGAUGAAAACAUGCACAGUCAUAGCUUCCCUAAGGAGAAGACAUCUCUUGUUUUCCCUCCUCCCUUGAUAACUUCAGUAGCUCAGCCUGGCAUAAGGACAGUGCCACCAAGAAUGCCAAAUAUAAUACCAGGACAAGCAUUUAACAAAUACCCUCAUACUCCCCUUAUCAGUAAUCUUGGAUACCCUCCACGGACCAUGACUCCAAGUUUUUCUCCAUCUCUGUCUUUACUUACCAUGCAGACUCCUACUGCUUCUCCAGUAAUGCCUGAUGGCAAAAUGAUAGGAACGUGUCUUAUCUAUCCAACCCAUGAACUUGCAACAGAGGAAGAAAUUCAGGUCUAG
Molecule: messenger RNA, 4517 nt
Organism: Nestor notabilis (Kea)
Lineage: Eukaryota; Metazoa; Chordata; Aves; Psittaciformes; Psittacidae
Product: protocadherin-23-like
Exons: 8
Biological process (GO): homophilic cell-cell adhesion
Cellular component (GO): plasma membrane; catenin complex
Molecular function (GO): calcium ion binding; cadherin binding
Source: RefSeq, a predicted model, not a curated record